AGACUAGAGCAAUCGAUGCCAGAGUGAGCGAUCAUUCGCCGAGCGUGGCCGGCCGGGUGGCUGCAGCAAGCAGUAAACGGCUCCGGUGGAGAUAGCUGCACGUCCUGUUAUUUUCCUACUCACAUCUCGGUCAAUGGCCCGCUAACCAUGACGGAUUACAGCGAAGAACAGCGCAAUGAGCUGGAGGCUCUGGAGUCCAUCUAUGCUGACUCCUUUACAGUCCUAUCUAAAUCUCCAGCAAGUUUCUCUAUCACUGUGUCAUCUGAAGCAGAAGAGGAAGAAGAAAAUGUGGUGUUAUCACUUAAAUUUACAUAUGUAGAAAGGUAUCCAGAUGAAGCUCCUCUCUAUGAAAUCCUUUCCCAAGAAAAUAUUGAGGAUAGAGAUGCAUCUGUUGUGCUGGGCUUAUUACAUGAACAGGCUCAGGAGAAUCUAGGAAUGGUGAUGAUUUUCACCCUAGUGUCUGCAGUUCAAGACAAACUUAAUGAAAUAGUAGACCAAAUAAAAACUAGAAGAGAAGAGGAUAAAGUAAAGAUGGAAAAAGAGGCGGAAGAAGCAGAGAAGGUGCGUUUCCAUGGAACUCCUGUAACAAUUGAAAACUUUCUUAGUUGGAAAGCCAAAUUUGACGUUGAGUUAAUAGAACUCAGGCGAAGAAAACAGAAGGAAGAAGAGCAAUCGGGAAAAAGUAAAUUAACUGGAAAGCAAUUAUUUGAAACAGACCAUAACCUAGACACCUCUGACAUCAAGUUCCUGGAAGAAGCAGGCAACAGCGUUGAGGUGGAUGAAUCCCUGUUCCAAGAUUUGGAUGAUUUAGAAUUGGAUGAUGAAGAUGAUCCAGAUUUUAACCCACUUGAUCUAGAGAGCGAUUAAAUAAAUGUAUUGCAUCCUGCACUCCUUGGAAAAAUAAGAAAGUCACAGUAUCUGUGACUAUAACAAGCAUACAUCCUUGGCUAUUAUUUUUUUAAGUCAUAUUUUAAUUAUUCGGAGACUAUUCUUCUGAUAACUUUCACAGUUGAUGCUGAUUAAACUGACUUAAAAA
Messenger RNA from Nanorana parkeri, 1036 nucleotides. It is a transcript of the gene RWDD1, whose product is annotated as RWD domain containing 1. Bases 148 to 867 code for a protein of 239 amino acids. NCBI's taxonomy places the organism in Eukaryota, Metazoa, Chordata, Amphibia, Anura, Dicroglossidae. The record is from RefSeq and is a predicted model, not a curated record. Gene Ontology annotation, molecular function: protein binding. Gene Ontology annotation, biological process: cytoplasmic translation. The transcript is spliced from 7 exons.